AUGAAACAAAUGGAGUACAAGGUGGAGCAGUGGCGUCAGGAGCAUACGGAUGUACUUCGCAGGAACCAAAUAUCACACAUCUCCACAAUUCACAAGAUGAACGAGAAUAUCGAGCGUCUAAACACCGAGGACCAGUUCCUCAAGCAGAACGAUUUACAUUCCAAACAGAUCAUAAAGAGACAACAGGAUGAGUUGCAACAUCAUUUGGAUGGUAUCCAGGAAUUGAGAUCAAAGGAGGAAUCACUUCCACCUGCAGUGGACUCAUUGGGUCAGAUGGUACAUGAGCAACAAGUGGACCUGGCAAACACACAACGUACAGUGACAACUGUUGAGCGAUCAAAUGAUGAAAGACUCUCCAAUGUCGAGCGAACACUUGGUUACUUCAGGACACAUCUUGGACUUGACAUUCGUAUCUCACCAGAUGGAGCUCAGUUCCAGUUCACAAAGAUUGAUCGAAAGCAACCUGAUCGUAUAUUUUCAGUUACCGUUGACUUUGAACAUGAUGAGUAUAGAGUUGUCGAAUGUACACCAAUGAUUGGCGAGCUCAAACAACUCGUUGAGUCAUUGAACGAGACCAAUCAUCUGGCAGGCUUCAUCAAGUCGAUCAGGAAGCAAUUUGUAAAUAUAUCACAACAACAGCAAUGA
Acytostelium subglobosum LB1 is the source of this 645-nucleotide messenger RNA. RefSeq lists its product as hypothetical. Gene Ontology annotation, biological process: chromosome segregation. The record is from RefSeq and is a predicted model, not a curated record. The transcript has 4 exons. Lineage: Eukaryota; Evosea; Eumycetozoa; Acytosteliales; Acytosteliaceae. The coding region runs from base 1 to 645 and encodes 214 amino acids. Gene Ontology annotation, cellular component: Ndc80 complex.